AUGUCGCAAGCCGACUUCCUACUCGCCAACAACGCCGUCUAUGUAGAGAAAGGCGAAGUUCCUACCGUGAACCUGGCCAAGAUAUCCGGUCAGAAAGGAGACAAUUUGGAAGAUAUCUUUCCUCGUCAUGCUGUUGUGACAUGUAUGGAUCCCCGCAUUGACCCCUUACGCGCUCUAGGCCUGGAGGGUAAAGCGGCCAUGAUUCGGAACGCUGGUGGCGUAGGCGUGGACGCGUUGCGCUCUCUCAUCGUCUUCCAGGAGUUCACUCACGCUCGAGAGAUAGCCGUCGUGCAUCAUACUGACUGCGGCAUGCUAUACGUAUCUUCGGACAAGAUCCAUGCGGGUCCUAAGAACGUGCCGCAGGAUAUGCAAUUUCACGAGUUCAGUAACCUCGAAGACGGCGUUCGUCGGGAUGUGCACUGGCUCCAAGAGCGCGUCAAAGACGGAGCAUUGCUCGAGGGUACGCACGUUGUGGGCUAUCUUCUCGAGAACGAGACAGGGAAAGUGAGUGUGCGGCAGUCGCAGUUUGCCACAUAUCAGCCUGUUGACGACGCAUGCCCCAGCUUCGCGUGGUCGAGUGACCACCCACCGUCUGGCCAGUAA
Peniophora sp. CBMAI 1063 is the source of this 603-nucleotide messenger RNA. NCBI's taxonomy places the organism in Eukaryota, Fungi, Basidiomycota, Agaricomycetes, Russulales, Peniophoraceae. The record is from the annotation of a GenBank genome assembly.